Aegilops tauschii subsp. strangulata is the source of this 947-nucleotide messenger RNA. RefSeq lists its product as uncharacterized. The record is from RefSeq and is a predicted model, not a curated record. Lineage: Eukaryota; Viridiplantae; Streptophyta; Magnoliopsida; Poales; Poaceae.
CUGCCGACGAGCAUAAAACCCCACACUCGCUCCGCAUCUCAGUGAUCACUCCCUCCUCCUCCUCCUCUGCCCGAUCCCUCUGUCUCUCCGUACCAUAGCAGAGACACUUUCAUCCAUCCGUCCAUGGCGGCCACCGUCGGCAAGGAGAGGGAGGAGGCGGUGGUCCACCCGAACGCGAGGCAGGGGGGCAAGCUCUUGUCCAGGCUGCUGACGAGGGACAGCUCGGCCGCCGCGCCGUCCUUCCGGGUCUACUACGGCGUGUCCUCCGCCGGCGCGGUGCCGUUCCUGUGGGAGUCGCAGCCGGGCACGCCCAAGAACGCCAUCUCCGACGCCGCGAUGCCGCCGCUCACGCCUCCGCCGUCCUACUACGCCGCCGGCGGCACCGCCUCCGCCAAGAAUCACGCGGCGCGCAAGGGCAAGGUCGCCGGGGGCUACAAGUUCCGGCCGUCAGGCAUCCUGGGCUCCAUCCUCAUGGCGACGCGUAGGCGGGGCCGGACGACACCGUCGGGCUCGCCCACCUCGUCCUUCUCCUCCGCGUCCACCUCCUCCUCCUCCUCGACCUCCUCGACGUCAUCCUUCCGCCGCACGGGCGGCAGCAGCAGGCUGCACUCGUCGUCGUCGUCGUUCUCGGAUGACGAGGAGACGGCCAUGGCGACGUGCUUCAGGGUGCGGCACGAGAGCUUCCGGGCGCUCAAGGGCUGCCGCGUCGCCGUGACGGUGAGGAGCGCGCUGGCGUCCGUCGGUGGCGGCCACGGCGCCGCGGUGCAGAGGGUCUAAACGCACUGAACUCGCCGUGUGCAAGGACGUGCGUUGAUACUACUUAAUGUCGAGUGGAGUUUUACCCAAGUCGUGUGUUGGUUUUGAUUGAGCUUCUGUAAUCCUACUACUAGCAGUGUAUAUGGAAAUAAUCAAUGAGCAUGGCUAUGCAUGUUCAGAACUUCAGAUGA